Molecule: messenger RNA, 2720 nt
Organism: Nyctereutes procyonoides (raccoon dog)
Lineage: Eukaryota; Metazoa; Chordata; Mammalia; Carnivora; Canidae
Gene: EVI2A
Product: ecotropic viral integration site 2A
Exons: 2
Coding region: 219-914 (231 amino acids)
Cellular component (GO): membrane
Source: RefSeq, a predicted model, not a curated record
UGUGGUUUGGUUUUAAAAGUGGAAAGCUAGCUGUAAAAUCUUUUUUUUUUUUUUUCCAGUAACUGCAGAUUUACUUUAAGGUUCAUGCUCUCCAAGUCUCGUCUGCUUUAAAUUACUUGGAAGCUGUACUUCAAGACAAGAAAAGAAGUGGCUAUUAAAAUCAGGUUAUAAUCAGAUUUUAACCAAGAAUUUAUAAGAUUUCCAGCAUAUUCCUGGACAUGGAGCACAGACGGCUUUACCUGCAUCUCACCCUUCUGAUGACGACAGUUUUUUCUUGGUCUCCUGGAACAAACGCAAACUAUACCCAACUGUGGGCUAACAAUACUACUGUCUGGGAGCGAGAUAUUCAAAAUCAGAUGGGCAGAAACCAAGAUGAAAACAUUAACACAAACCCUACAACUUCUGCAGUAGAUAAAAGCGGUAACUCUGUAAACAGGACUGAAAUAACAUCAUCUCUGGUCACAUCUCUAACUCCUAAAUCGGAACUGGAGCUUUAUAUACCUUCUGUUAUCAGGAACAGUUCUCCAACAGUACAGAGCACAGAAAACACAACCAAAGAUCACCAUGAAAUUUUCAAAAAAGAGGUCUGUGAGGAAAACAACAACAAAAUGGCUAUGCUAAUUUGCUUUGUUAUAAUUGCAGUGCUUUUUCUUAUCUGCACCCUUCUAUUUCUAUCAACUGUAGUUCUGGCAAACAAAGUCUCAUCUCUCAGACGAUCAAAACAAGUAGGCAAGCGUCAGCCUAGAAGCAACGGUGAUUUCCUGGCAAGCAGUGGUCUCUGGCCUGCUGAAUCAGACACUUGGAAAAGAGCGCACCAGCUCACAGGGCCCAACCUAAUGAUGCAAUCUUCUGGAACACUUAUAGCUACAAGGGGAAGAAAAGAUGAAGGAGGAACUGAAAAACUCACUAACUAACAGGCACUUCAGUAAAGAAAAAUGCAAAGUAGCAAUGAGGAAACUGUAUGAAGUAAAAAUGAAAUCAGUUUGAUAUUUUAUGCUAACAUGUUGGUCUGGUCUGGUGGUCUAAAAUUUGUUGACAUGGCAGCCUUGCAAUUUAAAAGCAAGCAGGUGAGAAGGGGAGAAGUCUGCCCACCCUCUCAAUUACUUAAAACUGUGCACUUUUGUUCUGACACUGAAUAUUUUAAAAAGCAGAUAACAAAAUCCAAGAAUGUGGGGCAGGUUUUAAAGAUGACUUGAAGGAAUUAAUGGAGGCAGAAAGGGACAAUUAAAUAAAUAAUUUCCUGUUCAGCAACAGUAGUUACAUGAUCUUCAUCUGAACAUAAUUAAACUUUGAAGAGUUUUAGUGUGUCUUCAGAGGCAAAUCUACGCUUUGACAUCUAACAGAAGCCAAAUUCCUAAUGCGGAGAGUUGAACUGCAGUUUAACGAUACCUCUGCUGCAUGUGACAAGAUCUGUACCAUCUCAUAUACCAGCACAGCUAAUUUUAUGCUAGAUGUUUUCAUCUUUAUGUAUGGCACACAGAAAAAGGUGGUUUUCUACUAUAAAUAUUUAAUUAAAACUUUUAAUUUUGUAUAAUAAAUUAAGACUCCUUAGAAUAAAACUGACUACAUAUAUUUGUACUCAUUUUAUUAUCUUAGGGAACACACUGUAAAGAUCAAUCAGAAAAAGAGCUUAACUGAAACAGGUGAGACUAGCCACCACAGAAGGCCAAGAGUAAAUGUAAAGCACAUCUUACUACUGUUUAAAUGCAAUGUACCUCUAUUCUAUAAAUACUGCUUAUUAGAAUAUUUAUAGCAAAUAUCCAAAGAGGGAUUAUCUUCUGACUUCAAGGAUGCCAAAUGGCCUAAUAAACUAUCAGUUUUGUUCAUUUUCUUUUACUAUCUAAUGUGACAUGAUCAAAGGAAAGAUGUGUGUAUGUUUGCUCUAAUCUGGAAAACAGGAUACUUCAGGUAAUUGUUUAACCUUUCAAGAAACUGGGUUCAGUAAAAUAAUGACUUACACUUAAGACUUCCACCUUCAGUUAAAUAUAUUACAAAAGUUGGUUUGAGAGACAUUUCAACUUCUAAAACUGAUCCAGGGCAUUCUAAUUAAAGACCAAGCUACAUUUAAAGAUUUUCAUUCCUUAUUGAGCAUUUACUGUGGGCAAUAUGCUAGCCAUUUAAGAAAAGAUUUCAUAUAUUUUUUUCCAAAUAUGAUCACAAUCUUACCCUCCAUUCUAGGUUAGUGAUUCCCAUCCUGGUUGUGUAUCAGAACCAUCUGAAGAGUUUUUGAAACUAGCCAAUAUCUAAUUAGCACCCUCUCUUUCUGAUUCAGCUAGAAAGGGGUAACCUCCAAGCUCUGGUAGUUUUUGCAUUAAUUCCCUAGGUGAUACUGCUCUUGAUCAUGAAAAUCACUUCUUACAGGUACCAUGGCUUCAAAGACUAGGUUACAUCUUAAAAUGAGAGGGAAAAAAAAAGCAUCAAUUUUAUGAUUAUUACCAAUUUGUUAGAAAAACUAUAAUCAUAUUAUUCCAGAUAAAGCUAAAUGCCAAAAAAUAAAAAGGUAAGCAAGAGAAUUCUCAUGCCAGUCACGUUAUGACAGACCUCGUUAUCUUUUGAGGGGUAAAAGCGACCAAACUGGCAAUGAAACUGGGCAGAGCUCCCAUCUUGUACAAAUUAAAAAUUUGAGGGCAACCCGGGUGGCUCAGCAGUUUAAUGCUGCCUGCAGCCCAGGGCGUGAUCCUGGAGACCCGGGAUCGAGUCCCACGUCAGGCUUCCUGCAU